UAUAAGUCUUCCAGAAAGAGUUCAAGUGGAAAUGAAAAUGAUGAGCAAGACAGUGAUAAUACUAAUGUGUCCCCACAGUCUCCUGUGUCAUCUGAGGAUUAUGAAAGGACAGAUAGUAACACUCAUGGUCCAUUUGGUCUCAAACCAAGGUCAGCUUUCAGCCGUGCAUCUCGCCAGGACUACGGUGCAGUGGAUCCUGGAUUUACAAUGAGGAGGAAAAUGGAGCAUUUAAGGGAAGAAAGGGAACAAAUAAGACAGCUUCGCAAUAAUCUUGAAUCAAGGUUAAAAGUAAUUUUGCCAGAUGACAUUGGAGCAGCAUUGAUGGAUGGAGUAGUUCUUUGCCAUUUAGCCAAUCACAUAAGGCCACGUUCUGUUGCCAGCAUUCACGUACCAUCGCCAGCAGUGCCUAAACUCAGUAUGGCAAAGUGCCGAAGAAAUGUCGAGAACUUUCUUGAUGCUUGUAAAAAAUUGGGUGUUCCACAGGAGAGACUUUGCUUGCCUCAUCACAUUCUGGAGGAACGGGGUCUGGUGAAGGUUGGCCUCACAGUUCAAGCUCUGCUUGAAUUGCCAACGUUGAAAGUAUCUCAGCUUUCCUCCAUGUGA
Pelecanus crispus (Dalmatian pelican) is the source of this 603-nucleotide messenger RNA. Lineage: Eukaryota; Metazoa; Chordata; Aves; Pelecaniformes; Pelecanidae. The record is from RefSeq and is a predicted model, not a curated record.